Podarcis lilfordi (Lilford's wall lizard) is the source of this 21251-nucleotide messenger RNA. The record is from the annotation of a GenBank genome assembly. Lineage: Eukaryota; Metazoa; Chordata; Lepidosauria; Squamata; Lacertidae.
AGGCGGGAAAGCUCCUGUUCUGUGAAGGAGGGAAGAGUCAGGGAAGCCUGAGGAGAGAGAGAGAAAGUGGGGGAAAACUUGAGGAAGAAAAAGGGGGCGAAGCACCCGAGGGAGGGCCGGGAGGAGGAACUGAAGGGGGGGCCAAAACAGGCAGAGAAAAGCGACCCCUGAGAAAAAGCUCUGGCGGAGGGGGAGUUUGACGUUUUUGUUUUGUUUAAAAUUGGGGGUGGGAGCGAGCUUUUGAUAGGAGGUUAGUAAAAAGUGGAGGAAAAGGUUUCAAGAGAGAGGGAGGCUUUUAGAAAAGCAACAACGUAGGAUUGGCAUUUAUUUCUGCUGGGGGAGGGAAUAUUAAAAAGAGCGAAAGAGCUGGAUUUGGGAAGAAAAGAAAGGAGAGGGGCAGAAAGGUAGGGAAAGGACCAUCGUGUGUGUGGGGGGGUGUUGUUUGAAGUCAAGCAGCUGUUGAGUGGAUGGAGGGGUGGGCUUGGCCUUAAGGUGGGAGGGGCAGUGCUGGCUCUGGAGUUAUAAGGCAGCCAGUGGGGGCCCCCUGGGUUUUACAUGUCUGAAUCCUGGUGGGUCACUGGAGUAGGAUCUAGUGGUCAGAUAAGUUCAGAAUCGUGCUUUGACGAGGGACAAGCUGCGAAACAGAUUUCCUCCACCUUGGACACCGAGGGAAACACAGUAUGGUGCUGGUUUGAAUGGUCUCCUCUUGAAACAGGAGUUCCUGCUGCGGAGCACGUUGGCAGGCCUCCCCUAGUCCAACAGCCUUGGGUUGUCAAAGAACUCCAUCCCUCUACAAGUCCACGUUUGUAAGAAAUGGGAACCUGUGCACAUCAGAACAUCCAGCUGUUUUUGCAACCUUUCACGGUUCACGUGUGGCAAGUGAGCUGUCUUCCACUGUAUCCGAAACUGGGUUAUAAUCCCGUAUUAACCAACUUUUGGUGCUGAUCCCAUUGUUUCCAUGGUGGCUUUAUAAACAGACAAAGCAGCCUUGCGAAGAAGGUUCCGUCAUGGCUUGGCAGGCUGGGAAUUGGGCCCAGCUCUCAGGAUGAUUGGUCAGAGCAGACUGUUUGCCCGCUGUGGAGUUGGAUUGCUCUUCCGGUCCUGGAGUCUUUGCUUCUCUCAGGCUGCUGAGGGCACAAUGGUCCGCAACAUCCAGAAGGUUCUCUGCGUGGCAGAGAAAAAUGAUGCUGCCAGGGGAAUUGCAGACAUCCUUUCCAACAGCAGGAUGAGGAGGGUAGGAGAGCGCAAUAGUGAUACAAUAUUUAUGUAUUCGAAUGUUGUCUUCCCCACCCCGAGGUUUGGUUGGAGGGGAGUAAAACUCAUUAUACCGCUAAAACACAGCACUCCUGAUGAAAUAUUGGUCCUCAAAAAGAAUCAGAAACCGAAAGGCUGUACAGUGCUGCUGGUCAAAAAUGGAGAUUAUUCAGACACUGUAAUACCUGAAGAGGUGUGUGGUGGCAGCUGAGGCCUGGUUCCAGUGUGACAGUGUUCCUAUAUGGAAAAACCUAUAUCCAACCUGAGCAUAGUAUGCAACCUGUGACAACUGCAGACAUGUAUUUUGCUGCAUGUAGAUAUGCUCAAAAGAUGCCAAAUAUCAGUCUUCCCAGUUAUUGCACACAAAGCAGAAUGUAUGCUUCUCGUGACUUCAGCAGUGCCUGACAAUUACAGAUGGAAAUAAUUUUAUACAGGAUUACCCUCAUUGUAAACAUUACACAUCUUAGCUAUAUGUUGAUCUAAUUCGUUAUGUCCUGGAAUUCUUGCUUUUUAGAGAGAAGGGUUUUCCAGGUUCAACAAGAUCUACGAAUGCCAGUAUCAUAUGUUUGGCCAGGUAUGUAUCCAGCUAUCCUUUACCAUUGUGCUUUGUUACUGAUCUGAUGAAACUGUGUGUGAGAGAGAAAGAGAGGCAGGCUCUAAUCCACAUCAAAAGAUAGUGGUAGUUACUACACAGAUUCGCUGCGCAAUCCGAAGCAUGUCUACUCAGCAGUAAGUCCUGUCCUGUUGAAUUCACUGGGGCUUACUUAGGUAAGUGAGGUCAAACCCACAAAUCAGUGCAGAUGCACCACAGCGGUUCUUCUCUCUGUGUUCCUCCCAGUGGUCAUUCCUCCUCUGGUCACUUUCUUCGGAUACACAACCUGAUGGUCUGUCUCCAGGCACUAGCGUCUCAUGCAAGAGAUUCCUACACGGUGGUGUUGACGUUGCCAGCCUUCACGUCACAUUUGCAGACAUUUUUGUAACACAGGGAUGAUCCGCCAACAGGCCUGGUACCUGAAGCCAGCUACCCCUAGAGCAGGCUUACUCAAACUCUGCCCUCCAGAUGUUUUUGGCCUACAAUUCCCAUGAUCCCUAGCUAGCAGGACCAGUGGUCAGGGAUGAUGGGAACUGUAGUCUCAAAACAUCUGGAGGGCCGAGUUUGAGGAAGCCUGCCAUUCCAUUCUGUGGAAGUGACUGAGCCAAUAUAGAAGUAUUUUUCAUAAAUUCCCCCUUGUAAUUGUGAAGCUUGUUUUAUCGUGUGUGUGUAUAUAUAUGUGUAUAUACACAUGCACACACAAACUGAAAGUGUUUGAAUUUGGGAAGUGUCUGGUUCUUCUUUAGGAAGCUGGAUUCAUUUGUGCAUGAACCCUAUUUCUUGAUCUCUUUACAAUAAGCCUGAGAGGACUUUAUCUUAGAAGCCCACUAUGGGCGGAGGGUUUUAAGCAUUUCUUUGGCUCUGACAGGGAAUAAUCCUUGUUCCUCCGGCUUCUGCAGAAUGUAGCUGUGGUGAUGACUUCUGUUUCUGGACAUUUGCUGGCUCAAGACUUUAAGAUUCCGUUUCGAAAAUGGUAUGUAUGAGUGGAUCUCUGAGGAUAGUUCAUAUUUCUGCAGUUACAUGCUGAGAUUUUGAAUAGAAGUUGUAGGAAGUUGUUACCUUUACCGUAGCAGAUGUGUUUAGAAAGUGGAAGGCAUUUCUUUAGACUUGUUGCCUGCUCUUGUCUGUUGUUGUUUGACUGUAUAUUUUGCUGACACUCAGGCACAGCUGCAAUCCACUUGUCCUCUUUGAUGCCGAAAUUGAGACAUUCUGCCCUGAAAAUUAUAUGGACAUUAAGGUUUGUGUUGCUGCGAUGCUUUCUGCUGUAACUGCUGUUAUCCUCUACCAUUCUACCAUCUAUCUAAGAUCUUUGCCUAGUAAUAUUUUCCAGUUGCAUCCCUUGUACCUUCAGCAGGGGCAAGUUUGCCUGCUUUUUGAAGGGGCCUUUUUGCAAACUGUUACGAUAGCUUGAACUUGCAGUUGCACUCUGCAGUAUUGUUGGCUACUUUCUUGUUCACAAAUUAUGACUCAAGGCAUUCUACCCCAAGGCCAGACACCAUAAAUGUCACAAUUGUUGCCUCCGCAUUGUACUGUGGAUCAGAAAUGUUGGGUCUUGCAAAUCCAUGCAAUGGGAUGUAAAACCAUGUUAGUCUGUAAUCAGGGCUGAACUUCCUCACCAGGCUUGUAUAUAGCAGGCUCCAAUUUCCCCCUUUAAAACCGGCUAGUAGGUGAUUGGGAGGCAGGUAAAACAUUGUACAGUCGUACCUUGGAUCCUGAAUGCCUUGGUACUUGAACGUUUUGGUUCUUGAACGUCGCAAACCUGGUUUGCGAACGUUCUUUGGAAUCCGAACAUCCAAGGGGGCUUCCGCAGCUUCCGAUUGGCUGCAGGACCUUCCUGCAGCCAAUCAGAAGUCACUCUUUGGAUUCCAAAUGUUUUGGAAGUCGAACGGACUUCCAAGGUACAACUGUACUGCAUACUCUGAGGCACAUGGGACCUCUUUAUUUUAAAUGUAUAUGCACCAUCUUUCCACUCAUUAGUACUCAGAAGGCAACUUUGAAUCGUAGACUUGUAAAAUCGGAAGGGACAUCAAGGGUCAUCUAGUCCAACCCUACAAUGCUGUAAUCUCAACUAAAACAUCCAUGAUAGAUGGCCAGCCAGCCUCUGCUUAAAAACCUCCAAGGAAGGAGAGUCCGCAACCUCCACAACUUAACAGUUAUGCAGAACAGCCUUCUCCAAUCUGGUGCCCUCCAGCAGUUUUGAAUUACAUCUUAGCAGAAGCCCCAUCUGGGCAUGAUGGGAGUUGUAGUCCAGAACACCUGUAAGGCACCAGAUUGGCGCCUGACACAAAACAAUAACAAUGAAAACAUAAAUAGCUACAUGGUUAAAAUGAAAUCUACAAUACAGCAGUAAAAAAUAAUAAUACUAAAGCCAGAGAAGGCAAUGGGAAAACUGGUGUCCUCUGUUCUCAAAUGCCCCCUGAAAUGCCUGAUUUUGUGCAUGCUUGCUUUGAAGCAAUCCCCACUGAAAUCAGUGAGAUUAGGUGGGUGUGCAUAGAUUUUCAUCGUUGUAGCAAAAUCCUACGCAUGUGUACUUGGAAGUAAGCCCCAUUGUUUUUGGCCUAGGCCUGGGAGCAUGGUGUGUCUUGCCUGUUAGCUGUAGAAAUGUGUUCUGUGUCCUUGCCACCUGCUAAUUAUGUGGCAGGCGGCAAUUAAAACCAGCAGCAUUGUGGGUGGCUUGUUUCCCUGUUCUCUCAUCUUGUCCCGCUACUUAUUCCAGCGAACACUUGAGCGAGAAGUUCAGCAGUGCCAGGCUCUGGUGAUCUGGACAGAUUGCGAUCGCGAAGGAGAGAACAUUGGCUUCGAGAUCAUUAACGUUUGCAAAGCAGGUGUGUGGGGUUGUGGUGUGAGAAUGUGACCCCCCCUUAACAGAAUCCUAGGUCAGUGAAAUGCAUGUAGACCAACCCUCUUCCUUCAAGCAGAGUCUUCCCAGAUAGAAUCAUAGAAUCAUAGAGUUGGAAGAGACCACAAGGGCCACUGAGUCCAACCCCCUGCCAAGCAGGAAACACCAUUAGAGCACUCCUGACAUAUGGUUGUCAAGCCUCUGCUUAAAGACCUCCAAAAAAGGAGACUCCACCACACUCCUUGGCAGCAAAUUCCACUGUCGAACAGCUCUUACUGUCAGGAAGUUCUUCCUAAUGUUUAGGUGGAAUCUUCUUUCUUGUAGUUUGGAUGCAGCCCAGUCUGUUCAAUGCAGUGAUUUCCCCUCCCCUCCGCCUGAAAUGCUUGUAUUAUAGUGGACCAAAAGCAGAGAAUGUGGUGCCUAAUAAUCUAGGCCUCUGAGCCUGCUUCCAAAUUCUCCCACUCUUGCACAGUGAUACACGCAGCACUGGGAUUUAUAGUGUACCCUUUGUGCCCCUGUUGUUCUAGUUUGCUGUGGAUUUUGUGGACCAUCACAUUUUCUAAUAUCUGCCUGGGAAGCCAUAGACAAGGCUUCUGGAAUUUGGCUCCUUCUGUAUUCUGACGCAGCUAUACUGUGUGCUUCAGUUAAGAGUUGGUCCUGAUUCAUAGUAUCUGUGCUGCAAAGCAUGUGAAUAGGAAGCAACAUCUGCUUGCCAUCUGGUAAUGCUUCCCCUUUACGCUGUGCAAAUGCAGCUGCUUCGGAGUGUAGAAGGAGCUGAGUUUUAAUUCAGAAUUUGGCAUGAAUCAAUCCUAUUUGUGGAACAAAGGAAUCGAUACAAACUCUUAUUUAGUUUGUCUUUGGAAAUUACCUUCAGCAGUAUUUCCUGUUUUUGAGAUGGUCUUAUGGACUACCCAAAAGCACACCUGGACCAGUGGUGGUCCACAAGCCACAGUUUAAAGAUUCAUCAUCUAUUGGACCUUGAGCCCAACAUGCCUUAAAAGUCUUUUCUCUCCUAAUUCUUACCACGGCCUAUUAAAUCGACUUAAAAACACCUUCUUUAACAAUAGCACUAUGAGAUAAAAGAUGUCAGCUAUGUUUUGUGGACCACUGGGAUGUUAUUGAGAUUUCUUAAAAUAUUUUAAUCAUGUUGCUUCCUCUGUCUAAAUCUGCCAUUAAUCUCUCUUUCUGGUGGACAGUGAAGCCGAGCCUCCAGGUAUUCCGAGCUCGCUUCUCCGAGAUCACGCCUGGUGCCAUCAGAACUGCCUGUGAGAAUCUCACCCAGCCCAAUCAAAAUAUUAGCGAUGCUGUGGAUGUCAGACAAGAGUUGGAUCUCAGGAUAGGUAUGGGAGAGAAAGGCAUAGUUUAUCCGCAUAUAAAUACCCCUCGUAGAUACUUGGGUCACAAUGGAUAUUGUGGCAUAAAUCAGUAUAAAGAUGAUACUAGCAUAUUAUUGGGAAAGGUCUUUCAAAGCACAGGUAUUUGCUCUGCAUGUGGUGUAUUUCCAAAAAUUGUGAGCUUUCUGGUAAUGCACUGCUUGUUAUAUUUUCAAUUGUUGUUCUUGUUUUAAAAAAACUUAAGUACUAGAAACAUACUCUCAUGGCUAGUCCUGCGCAGUAACACCUGUCUCUCCAUACAGAUGGAUGCACGGCCGUUUGGCUUAUUUUCUCUUCUCUGCCUAGGUGCUGCCUUCACCCGAUUCCAGACUUUGAGGUUCCAGAAACUCUUCCCCAACGUUUUAGCAGAACAGCUGAUCAGCUACGGAAGUUGUCAGUUCCCAACACUGGGGUUUGUGGUGGAAAGGUUUAAAGCCAUUCAGGCCUUUGUUCCUGAGUUGUUUUACAAAAUUAAAGGUAUGUUUCAGAAUAUCAAAUGCAGAAAGUAAAACAUUAAAAAAAAAAAGGUUUUGCAAUUUACCUUUUACUAUUAAAUAAUGUAAAUUGCAAAAAAAAAAAAAAAAAGUUUAUAAAAAUUGUUUGCAUCGUCAAAACAUUUGUCCGCCGCUAUAGGAGUUUGCUUUUAUCCACAAAUCAAUGUAUUAUCUUUCUCAUAAUUUUGGACCCUACACCAGUGUGGUGUAGUGGUUAAGAGCAGUAGAGCCUUGGCCCAGUAUACCUGAAGGAGCGUCUCCACCCCCAUCGUUCCCGGACGCUGAGGUCCAGUGCCGAGGGCCUUCUGGUGGUUCCCUCAUUGCGAGAAGCAAAGCUACAGGGAACCAGGCAGAGGACCUUCUCGGUAGUGGCGCCCGCCCUGUGGAACGCCCUCCCAUCAGAUGUCAAAGCGAUAAACAACUACCUGACAUUCAGAAGACAUCUUAAGGCAGCCCUGUUCAGGGAAGUUUUUAAUGUGUGACAUUUUAGUGUAUUUUGGUCUCUGUGGAAGCCGCCCAGAGUGGCUGGGGAAACCCAGGCAGAUGGGCGGGGUACAAAUAAUAAAUUAUUAUUAUUAUUAUAGAUUCGUAAUCUGGGGAACCGGGUUCGCGUCUCCACUCCUCCACAUGCAGCUGCUAGGUGACCUUGGGCUAGUCACACUUCUCUGAAAUCUCUCAGCCCCACUCACCUCACAGAGUGUUUGUUGUGGGGGAGGAAGGGAAAGGAGAAUGUUAGCUGUUUUGAGACUCGUUUGGGUAGUGAUAAGGCGGGAUAUCAAAUCCAAACUCCUCUUCUUCUUCUUCUUCUUCUUCUUCUUCUUCUUCUUGUGCUUUGUUGACGUUGAGUGGAAUCGCCCUUCCCCAGCACAAUUCUGUAUGCAAAUAUCAACGAUGAGGAACCUGUGGCCCUCCAGAUGUUGGACCAACUUCAGCUAGCAUGUCCAGUGGCCCAGAUGGUGAGAGUUGUAGUCCAAAACAUCUGGAGAGCCACAAGCUUCUCACUCCUGCUUUGAGUGCAUUGCUUCUGUGUUGUAUGACCUUUGUGACGCUGGGUCUCAAAAGUGACCUGCCUUCUCUCUGCAGUGACUCAUGACCAUGAGGAAGGCACUGUGGACUUCAGCUGGAAGAGGAACCGUCUCUUCAACCACACAGCAUGCCUUGUUCUCUACCAAAUGUGCAUGGAGGUAAGAAACUACAUAGUCCGGUCUGCAUUCUCUUAGCAUUCCAAGGCCCCAGAGAUUGCUCACUCUUGCUGCUUGUUUUUCUCUUAGGAUCCUGUUGCCACAGUUGUGGAGAUCGGGAGCAGACCAAGGAGUAAAUGGAGACCCCUGCCACUAGACACCGUGGUACGUUUAUGAAAAAAGGGUCCUGGCAUUAGGACGUAAUGGAAAUGGCUCUCAAGAGAUCAACUAAUCAAGAGCUCUUACUUGACUUCGUAUUCUGAAUCAAUGUCCUUUUGGAAAGCCUCAGAGAAAGAGGCUCACUACAAAUAUUCUCUUUUUGAAUGUAUGAAAAAUGUGGGUUCCUUAGGCUAAACCCUUGAAUUCCUCAGCUUUAGAACUCGUGGAAUAUUUAUCAAGUACAACAUACAGGAGAAACAGGGAAGUAUUGAUAAGUCUGAAAAGCUCUGACAUUGCCCUACACCACUUGUGAAGCUUUUGGAAGAUGCUGCUUCUGUCUUUUACUAAUUGAAAUAUGUGACCAUCAGGCCUACUGUUUCUUGGAGCUGAGACACCAGUGCUACAAUUUUCAGAGUUUGGCGUGUUUACCAGAACAGUCUUCCCCAACCUGGUGUCCUCCAGAUGUUGCUGGACUACAACUCCCAUCAUUCCUGGCUGUUGGUCAAGCUGGCUGGGGCUGAUGAGAGCGGCAGUCCAACAACAUCUGGAGGGCACCUGGUUGAGGAAGCCUUCACUAGUAUUUUAGACGUGUUAUGGUCUUUCCUAAGCUAAUAGACCAGCUUAUUUUAAUGUCAAAUUGCACAUUGACCAUCUGGCGAUGCAGUCAUUGAGCAUAUAUUUCCCCCAUCUGCCUCUGGUACAGGAACUUGAGAAGCUGGCUUCCCGUAAGCUGAAAAUAAAUGCCAAAGAAACCAUGAAAAUCGCUGAGAAGCUCUACACUCAGGGGUAAAAACUGCAGUAGUUUGUGCGUGUUUGUUGUAUAAAACAUUCAGGUCAGUAUUUCCAGAAGCAGACACAAUGGAAGAUGAGCGAUGGAUCAGGAUCACAUGGAAGUCCUAAUGGUUUAUCAUCAUCAUUAUUAUUAUUAAUAUGCCACCAAUCUGACUGGGUUGUUCUGGCCACUCUGGGAGGCUCCCAACUAAAAGUAAAAGCACAAUAUGACAUCACACCCUAAAAACUUCACUGAACAGGGCUGCCUUCAGAUGUCUUUUUAAAAUCACGUAGCUGUUUACCUGUUUGGCAUCUGCUGGGAGGGCGUUCCAAAGGGCGCGAAUGACUAUCAAAAAGGCUCUCUACCUGGUUCCCUGUAACCUCACUUCUCGCAGUGAGGGAACCACUAGAAGGCCCUUGGAGCUGGAUCUCAGUGUCCGGGCUGGAGGAUGGGGCCGGACACUCUUCUCCAGGUAUACAGGGCCGAAGCAGUAUUAUAUCUGUGGCUUGUUGAGUGCUAAUAUCUGCUACUAAAAAACAUCUGGCCUUUAAACAAAAUUAGGUGUAGAUUUGUUUAAAAGUAAUGCUUAUUUUAUGUUAUAAAUUGUCAUUUUUUAAUGGCCCUUUAUUUCCUAUUUUUAAGGUACAUAAGUUAUCCUCGAACAGAGACCAACAUUUUUCCUAAGGACCUAAACCUUCCCAACUUGGUGCAACUUCAAACGCAAGACCCUCACUGGGGAGCCUUUGCACAAAGGAUUCUAGACCAUGGUGGGCCGACCCCACGUAGUGGAACUAAAUCAGAUCAGGCCCACCCCCCUAUUCAUCCUACAAAAUACGCAGGAAAUUUACAGGUAAUCCCAUGUGGUUGGGGUCGCUUUUUUGUUGUUUAUUACACCAUAUGCUGCUUUGUUUACUCUUAAGAAUCUAACUGGCUGGCUUGUUUUUCUAACUGCCACUUGGCAGAGGAGCCGUGACAGGUUAUCCUCAUUGAGAAACAUGAUGGUGGAGCCUCGUUUUAAUUUAUUUAAGUAUUAGUAUGGUGGUGUGUCAUAAAAAUUAAAUCGAAGCGAUUUAUAGAAACAAAACCAUUAAAAAAUACAAUAGAAACGGUAAAAAAAAAAGUUGAAAAUCGGCAUCAAUUAAUCAUUGUGAAAGGAUGUAUUCUUCAUUGCCUGCAUAGAUCUGGCAGUAUGGAAUCAUUUUCAGCAGGCAUUUAGAACAGAUGGUGCCUGCUGAAUCUGUAUUGGCAGAGAGUUCCACAGGACUGGACUGAUAACACUAAAGGCUUUUUUUAAAUUGUCAAAUGAGCCUCGCCAACUUGGGGAAUGACCAAAGAUAUUCCUGCAGACCAGCUGGGGCCUCCAAAGCCAAGGGCAGCCCCAGACAGAGCACAUUACAGUAAUCUCAACCUUAUCAUGCUUUAAAUAGCAGGCCAUUUCAGGUGUAAGGGCAUGCAAGUUUCCCAUUCAGAUUAAAGUGCCAUGGUUAUCGGAAGUUUGUGAAACACUCUAGAAUCCUUUGCUGCUUGUUGCUUCUGUUUAUUAUAUACCUGUUUUCUACCCUGCCCAAAGCUGUCUCCCUGAACUGAACCAGAAGCUUGUUCUCCUCUCAAAUGCCAUUCACGUAUUAUGCAUUUUUCUUUGCACUCUGUUAAUAGGGGAAUGAUCAGCGGCUCUAUGAAUUCAUUGUGCGCCACUUCCUGGCCUGCUGUUCACAAGAUGCGAAGGGACAGGAAACAACUGUGGAGAUUGACAUUGCUAACGAGCGCUUUGUAGCUCAUGGGCUGAUGAUCCUGGCCAGAAAUUACCUAGAUGUCUAUCCUUACGAGAAGUGGAGUGAUAAGGUGAGGUGGGACUUGUUCAGUAUGGUUGGACUCAAUAGCGGGGUCAGCAACAGAGAUCCCCUGGGCCAAAUCUGUCCCUCUGUUUGUAAAUGUCAAAGGCAAAAAAAAACAAAAAAGACUUACGGAAACAGUAUGGUGUGCCAACAGAGCUUUUAGGACCAGUGGUAGCUAUGUGUUGGCUAUGCAUACACUCUACUCCCUUUUCAUAAGAACAUGAUUUUUAAAAACAAAAAAACCAUCCUGCCAAACUUCUGCCCAGCCCACGGAGUAGGGAACCUUUUCUUUCGUUUUAUAUAAUAUGUAAUUUUUAUUAUAUUUCUGUUUUACAUUUUAGAAAAUUCACUUAUUCAACCUUAAAAUAUCAAUGACUUCUCUUCCUCUCUUUCCAUGGUUCACUUUUCACAACAUAAAUCCCUGCAUAUUUUAUAUAAACUAAACCAUUCAGUAUUCCAUUAUUACGAGGGCAGGGAACCUUUUCAACCCAGCGGGCCAGAUCCUGAGCUCCCCACUCACCUGUCAAGCACCUGAGAUCAGCAUGAUGUCAGCUAGCUCAUUUUUCUGUUGCAGCAUCAUGUGAGCUCAAGCCAUGCUGCAAAGGAAGAUCUCACUCAGUAAAGCACUAAUCCACAAUGACUUCGGUAUAUUGCGAUAUAUAGUGAAGUUGAAAACCAGAGAUUGCCCAGCCCUACCCCUUAUUCCCCUUUUUCUAAGUUAAGCAACUCCAAAUGUAUCAUUUCUUUCUCUCUCUCUCUCUCUCUGCCUGCCUGUCUCUCUCCCCUUGCCCCACAGGUUAUCCCAGUUUAUGAGAGGGGGUCUCGCUUUCAGCCCACCACAGUGGAGAUGACGGAUGGGGAGACCAGCCCACCCCAGCUGCUUACAGAAGCUGACCUCAUUUCCCUCAUGGAGAAGCACGGCAUUGGUUAGUCCCCUACAGGCAGUUCAAGGGAAGUGUAAUCACAUGUCUCAAGACGCUCUGUACACCACACUGCCUAAAAGCUACCUAAACCUUUGGCAGUGUGCAGAGAACUAACACGUAUUGUGGGAUGGGCAUUUUAGUGAUAAAAGGGGAGAGUGGAGGAGAGCCAAUGUGGUGGUGGUGUGGUUAAGAGCGGUAGACUCGUAAUCUGGUGAACCGGGUUUGUAUCUCCGCUCCUCCACAUGCAGCUGCUGGGUGACUUUGGGCUCGUCACACUUCUCUGAAGUCUCUCAGCCCCACACAGAGUGUUUGUUGUGGGGGAGGAAGGGAAAGGAGAUUGUUAGCCGCUUUGAGACUCCUUCGGGUAGUGAUAAAGCGGGAUAUCAAAUCCAAACUCCUCUUCUUCGAAGUGAAUGGGGAAGGAGCUGUGGAUUCUGGGGAUACUGGUAAACAGUAGGUACAGGGGUUGAUUUGUGCAAGUGGCAAAAUGCAGUAUCCCUGCUUAUUGCAUGCAUUUGCAAGUCUUUUAAGCCAGCGUUUGAGUAGUGAAUACAGUUCUCAGUCAGUAUUGUGCAAGAAAUAAUGGCAGGAGGCCCCUCAUUGCUGAUGAGUGCUAACCGAAACGAUUACUUUCAGGGACAGAUGCCACCCACGCGGAGCACAUUGAGACCAUCAAGUCCCGCAUGUACGUGGGGCUCACCCCAGAGCAGAGGUUCCUUCCUGGGGAGCUGGGGAUGGGGCUGGUAGAAGGUAAGGAUGGGCCUUCUAAGUGAGCUUUUAGGAUCGCUCUUCCUCACAUCCUUUUCCUCACCACAAGGUCUUCACCCCACCCUCCAGGCUACGAUGCCAUGGGCUACGAGAUGUCUAAGCCUGACCUCCGAGCCGAACUGGAAGCUGACCUGAAGCUGAUCUGCGAGGGGAGGAAGGAGAAAUCUGUUGUGCUGAGGGAGCAGAUCCAGAAGUACAAGCGAGUCUUCAUCGAAGCUGUCGCGAAGGCAAAGAAGUGAGUCAUUUCCUGCCUCUCUAGGACUCGGCAGCGCCCAAGCCAGGAGUGGCAGCUGAGCUCCCCCGUAUCUCAUUGCUUUGCAACAUCGUGGUGGCUCUUAUUACUGUUGUUCCAAUAGACAUGAGGUGCACAAAUAGCUCUUCUUUCCAUGGAGUCAUCAGUAAAUUAGUUUUGGCUCUUCGUGUACAAAGUAGGGAAUAUACAUUUUGUAAAUGAAAGGUGCCUUUGUCAGGGCUGGGGAACCUUUUUCCCCCCUGUUGGGGCAGAGGUCAGCAAACUUUUUCAGCAGGGGGCUGGUCCACUGUCCCUCAGACCUUGUGGGGGGGCCAGACUAUUUUUUUUGGGGGGGGGGGGAGAACAAAUUCCUAUGCCCCACAAAUAAUCCAGAGAUGCAUUUUAAAUAAAAGGACACAUUCUACUCAUGUAAAAACACGCUGAUUCCAGGACUGUCCGCCGGACGGAUUUAGAAGUUUAUUGGGCCGGAUCCAGCCCCAGGGCCUUAGUUUGCCUACCCAUGUGUUGGUGGCUACAUGCUAUCGGUGGGCAGCGCCAGAGACAAAAAAGUGAGCAGGGCAACCCUUUUCUGUCUUUCUGCCACCGCCACCACCCCUCUCCCCUAAUUCCCCCCACCCUUGCCAUCUACAGGAAAUCAGGCCAAGCGCUGCUGGUCGUCCACUCCUGAAGCGGAUAAUGGAAUAUAGACUGGGUGUGGUCAGCGUUGCUGUACUACUAUAGGUAUUUAUUUGCACAAGAUGAAUUGUGUAAAUAAAUACCAGAAGAAGUGCAAUUAUUUUAUGAGUGAGCUGUGCACUCCCAGUCCGUUCAUAACAUUGGCAGUCUGCUAGGAGUGCCUCGCUCUGCCUGUUUUCACGUGUUCACCCUUUGUGUAAUAAUGUGAUGCAGCUAUUGUCCCCUCUCAAACUGCUUUUAGCCUCUCUUAGGAAAGAUAAUUCUGCAUUACGCUCUUCUGUAUUUACUCAUACCUCCCAAGUUAGGUGAGCAGUUAAUGCAGCUGAUAAAAUAGACUCUUGCUUUAGUUCUUUCAUUCCCUCCCACUUCUCCUUUUACCCAUCAUUUUCUUUUGUCUUCUACUUUUAUUCCCUGGCAAGAGCCACUUCCUGUAGCACAGGGAUGGGUGGGAGAGGGUGCCUUCUGAAUGUUGCAGAACUCUAGCUCCCAUCAUCCUCAGCCAGCAUGGGAUGAUGGGAGCUGGAGUCCAACAGCCUCUGGAGGGCUAGAAUUUUUCUCCCUUUGCCUUUUUAAGGAGUCUUGCCCCUCCCUUCAGAAACUGGGUCUCUGACAUGGCCUUCCGCAAUCUUUCCUGCUAAGGAACGAACGCUGAUUUGCUUGCGUUUUGUUUUCUGUGCAAAUACUUAUAAACCCACUAAUCCUUUGAGCCGAAACAGCUGGAAGCCGGGGAAAACAAGUGCAGCUUUGUCUGUUUGUCUUUGCAGGCUGGAUGAGGCUCUGUCUCAGUAUUUUGGGGAAGUGACCCACGUUGCACAAGAAGAAGAAAUCUACCCAGCAAUGCCAGAUCCUGUUAGAAAAUGUCCACAGUGCAACAGCGACAUGGUCUUGAAGACCAAGAAGAAUGGAGGGUCAGUACAGGGGCGGCCCAUCAUGUUUUGCCACCUGAAAAGAAACAAGAAGUUGCCCCCUCCUGCUGGGGUCCUGUUGUUGUCUCUUCUGCUGCUCUGGUGGCAGAGGAGGGAAGCAGCCCCACCCCCCAUAACCAGGAAGUGAGGAGAGGUGGUGGCGGCAGUGAGAGCUCACCAGAAGCGGUGGCAGCAGUGGGAGGGUUGGGCAGCAGGCAGGCAGGCAUGGCGGUGGGAUCUGCCACGUCUGGAUUCCAGCAAGAUCCAAAGCAGUCCCCUCAGUGUGCCCAAUAAUAACCCAGCUCUGGGUCAAUAUGAGAGUAAACAACCUGACAUUUUAAAACAACACCCAUCUUACAAACGAGUCUGCAAAUAUAUUUGUUCACAAAAAAUGCUUUACUAGUCAGUCUGUAAAUACAUACCUGCAAGUCACUAUGGGACUUAAUUGGGCGGGGGGGGAAUGAGCCCAUUGUCUUUGUUGGUCGUCUGGAGGUGAUUGUUACUCACCAUGGGCGACCAGAUAGGUAGCAGUUCCCAGACCUGCUUAGAGAGCGUUCCCUUGAAAUUCUGCCCAAUGGACGGUAUUCCUUCUCUGCUGAUUAAUAUUUGCAGAGUUCGAGGCUGGGGAAACUUUGGCUCCCCAGGCCUCCCCCUUUGGCCUGCCACACUGUUUUUGUUAAGCCACACUCACCUGUCUCGCACCUGACAUCAGGUGUGAGAUGGGUAGAGAAGCAGCUGAAUCCUGGGCUGAAAAGCAGGAUUGAACUCCCUGGCUGGGUUUUGAAUGAGAAGCAGGUCCCCAAAUGGGUUGAAAAUAUUGAAUAUGACUUGUGUAGACCAUACCAAAGCAAUGGUCCGACUCCUCGUGUGUGAUGCCAACCCACAAAGUCAAAGUCUGCAAAUAACUGUUUGCCUGGUCACCUGGGACAAGCAAGAAUUACCUUUAGGUGACAGGGAUGCGUUCAUCAGGGGAAGACACUUGGGUUCUUUCCCCACUACCUGCCCUGCUUCUGAAGAGUCCAUACAUUACAAUUGGCCACACAGAUAAUAUCUAUGGGGAAUCAAGAAUUUUCUGUGGGCUGUCAUCCUGACAUUUCUACCCUACAUAGACUUCUCGGGAUUUGAACACGGGACCUUCUGCAUGCACAGCAGAUGCUUAUGCCACUGAUCUACAGCCCCUCCCAUAGUUCCUCCCCUAUUCUGCUGUUUCCUUUUAAUGCUUUUUCUUUUUUAAAAAAAAUCCCCAGGUUUUUCCUCAGCUGCUUGGGCUAUCCCACCUGUAAAUCUGCUGUGUGGUUCCCCGAUUCUCUGCUGGAAGUCAGCAAGGACGACUCCAUCUGCGAAGUGUGCAGACCACAUCCGGUGCACAUGUGAGUGUUUUCCUAAAGACGGGGAGGCGCUUUGGUUCCGUUCACAUCACAGUUUGGGGUGCAUACCUAGCGGCAGGUUUUUGAAGUGGUUGAAGAUUCAGGUGGAAUUUUCUCCUGAGAGGCAGGAGAAGUGUGUUUGCAUUUCAGUCUAGUAAUAGAUCCGCUCCUCAGACACAUUAGAGGGAAUUGUAGCAGGAGGUUGCCUUGCUAUGGAGUGGCGCAUGACCCAUGUUGUGCAGCAGCUAUUGAAGGGGGAGGUGCGGGGGGUGAAUUGCAAUAUUCCCCUCCAUUGUAAAACAGGUUGUUCAAGUGUCCCACAUUUUCCAAAUGCUCAGCCAAAUCUGCAAAAUCAGGACACCGAGUUGUAGCUGCGGACAGUGGGUAUUGUUUUUGUUUGUUAUCACGGUAUGCAUUUUUGUAGUUUAAUAUUGUAAGCAGGGUGGACCAAAAUUAAUUAUUUUUAUUUUAUUUUUUUAAAAUUUAAAUCAGAUUUUUAAAAUAAAACGCUUUUGGAGGAAAAAUCUUUCUAAAGAUAGUUUUCUAUUUUAAGAUACAUUCUAGUCCAAAGGCUAUUCAUCAGGAAAUAAGGAUUUGUUUUAAGUUUUUCAUAUGUGCUAAAACCCAGUCUGGUUUUUGUUUUUUUUAAAUCGUUUAACCACAUCAGUUAACAAGCAUGGAUACAUAUGCUAUAAUGUUAUUGUUUUAGUUAAAUAAAUUGUUUAAAUUGUUACUAAGGAAAUGAUUAUUUUUCUCCUUCCAAUAAAGUACAGCAGAAAAGUUGUCCAAAUAUAAGCAGUUAACUUAUUAAACCUCACAGUAAUUUCAUAAUUAUCUGUCAAUGUAUUUAUAAUAGUAUAACCAAAUCAGUCAUUUUUGAUAGAACUGUAAAAACCACUCUGAAAAUUUAUGGUUCCAAAAAUGAAACCUUCAUCUGGUUGUCAAUAUUAAGAGGAUGCCAGCAAGGUUGAACCUUUCUGUAAAAAAAGGAGAUUUAAAUCAAGUCUUACUGAUUAGUGAUUUAAAUCAAGUCUGACUGGCUAGUGAUUUAAAUUGUGAUUUGAAUCGAUUUGAUUUAAAUCAAAUCCACCCUGAUUGUAAGCUGCCCUGUGAUCAUCGGAUGAAGAGCGGUAUAGAAAUUUAAUUAACAAUAAUAAUAGCCAAAAAACUUCUACUCACAAUGGAACCAUAGAAUUGUAGAGUUGGAAAGGUCAUCUAGUACAAUUCCCUGCAAUGCAGGAAUAUGCAGGUCGCCUGUACGGGGAUUGAACCUGCAACCUUGGCAUUAACAGCACCAUGAGCUAACCAGCCGAGGUCUGUUUUGAGCAAACUAACAUUGGAUACAAUCCAACUGGCCUGCGCUAUGUGGGUUAGGUUUCCUUCCCGAGCAAGACCUUUACUUGCACAUUUUUGAAGAUACAGUGGUACCUCUGGUUACAUACUUAAUUCGUUCCGGAGGUCCAUUCUUAACCUGAAGCACCACUUUAGCUAAUGGGGCCUCCCGCUGCUGCUGCACCGCUGGAGCAUGAUUUCUGUUCUCAUCCUGAAGUCCUUAACCCGAGGUACUAUUUCUGGGUUAGCGGAGUCUGUAACCUGAAGCGUAUGUAACCUGAGGUACCACUGUAAUAGGCAGAGUGCCCUCUUUGCAGGACCUUGGGAGCUGACUGGCAAGGCAUCCUUAGAAUGUCUAAUCUCCUGCUAAGUACAGGAUCUACAGUGCAGUAUGCAAAUACCUCCAUCAAAGAUCCCGUCGCUUCCCACAGGUCUGUUCCACCGUUGAACAGUUCUUACAAUUAGGAAGCUUCAGCCAAAAUCUGCUUCUCUGAAAUAUCCAAACAUUGGUUUUAGUCCUGGCCUCUGGAACAGCAGAGGAUAACUGCUCCAUCUAUUGCUUGGCAGGCCUUCAGUUGCUUAAAGACAGCUGUAAUGAAUAAAAACUUAGAGGCAACUGCUUGAACUGUGAUCUAGUAAAUAACACAGUACAGUGGUAUCUUGGUUCUCGAACGGCUUAGCUGCCGAACAAACUGGCUCCUGAACACCACAAACCCGGAAGUAAGUGUUCCGGUUUACAAACGUUUUUUGGAAGCCGCGUCUUGGUUUUUGAACGGUUUUGGGAGUCAGACUCCCAGAACGGACUAUGUUCGAGAACCAAGGUACCACUGUAUGGUCUAGUUAACUGGUGGGGAACCUGUGGCUCUCCAGGUGUUGUUGUACUUCUGCUCCCAGCUGCCCUAGCCAGCACAAACAAAUAAGAGUUGGGGAUGAUGGGAGUUGUAGUCCAGCAACGUUCAGAGGGCCACAGCUUCCCCACCCCUGGACUAGCCGUUGCUGUCUACGCUGGCCAGGAACAAGCCCAGUGCUAACUUACAACACCUCUGUUCUUUAGGUUGAAGAUGAAGUUCAAGAGGGGCAGCCUCCCGCCCAUAAUGCCCCUGGAGUUCGUUGGCUGCAUCGGAGGCUGCGAUGAAACCCUGAGGGAGAUCCUGGAUCUGAAAUACCUUCAAGGGGCACCAAGACCUUUGCAGACGACCAGCCAAGCAAGCAACCUCUCACAAGCCAACCGUUCCUCUGACCGCGCCGACAGCAACCGGAACAGCCACAGGGUACUCCCGAAUGCUCCCCAAGGCCCUCCUGCACGGGCCGCCCGAAAUCCUCCCCCUGCGCUUGCCGAUUCUGGUGGGAACAACGCGGUGGUAUGCAACUGUGGGGAGGAGGCUGUGCUGCUCACCGUCCGGAAAGAAGGACCCAACCAAGGCAGGCAGUUCUAUAAAUGCAGCGCUGGCAGCUGCAACUUCUUCCUGUGGGCCGAUGAGCAACCGGACAGCAGGGACACUGGGAUACCCAGGGGCUUUGCACCCCCUCCAGGCCCCUUUGGUAGAGGGGAAAUGGGCUCAGGGCGCUCUUGGAGUGACGGCUCUGACCCUGGAGGAGGAGGAGGAGGAGGAGCUGUGUGCAGGUGUGGCCAGCCUGCUGUCACUAGGACAGUUCAGAAAGAAGGACCCAACAAAGGACGUCAGUUCCACACCUGCUCCAAGCCAAGGGAACAGCAGUGUGGCUUUUUCCAGUGGGCGGAUGAAAACACGGCACCAGGUAAGGAAAGGGGUCUAGAUGGUUUGGGGGACGGGGGACGACUCUGGAGAGUCGGGUUAAAAUCAGCCCAGUGUGGGGGCUUCCUGGGAGGAGAAAAGCUGGCAGGGGAAGGAGAUGCAUCACCCCGCCUGAGCUCUCUACAGGAAUGGUGGGAUACAAAUGCAGGUAACUUGAAGCUCUGCGCCUUUUUGGAUUGAAAUGGCAGGGAAUUGCCAAUAUCCUAUGUGGCUUCGCUUGCAAAGUUACCUUCCCAAGUAGGUUCCAGCUGAUCUGCUAGAUCCUCGAAGAUUCCACUUUUUAAAAUACUGUAUUUGCCUGUUUUGAGAUUUUAGCACACAGCUGGCAGCAGAGGGAAAUUCAGCAGGCAAAAGGUCCUGUAUUCAAGCUGCUCACUCUCUCUGUUUAACCAGCCCUGGGCUAGCAAGGAUGGGGAAAGGGCAAAUCCCUAAAGAGUUUUUUCCCCUGGUUAUCGUAGGUGUAGCUGGACUAGAGUAAACAGGCUGGAAAAAUUAUUCCGGUCUCACAGUGCAGCAGGCCACCCCUCAGAGCUGAGAAAGGGGGGGCCAGAUGCCACCAUCAACAAUAUACAGUGGUACCUCGCAAGACAAAAAACGCGCAAGACGAAAGAGUUUUUCGUUUUUUGAGUUGCUUCGCAAGACGAAUUUCCCUAUGGGCUUGCUUUGCAAGACGAAAAACGAAAACGUCUUGCAAGUUUGUUUCCUUUUUCUUAAAACCGUUAAUACCCUAUGGAAACCGUGCUUCGCAAGACGAAAAAACUCGCAGAACGAAUUAAUUUCGUCUUGCGAGGCACUACUGUACUUUGGUCUGCCAACAUGGCCCCCUUUGGGGGGCAGUGACACCCUUGAAGUCUUCCUGUGCUGUUCAUGAACACCCACCCCCUUGGUCAUGUUGUGGUUGUGCAUUGUUACUUUUUUCUCUGUUAAAAAUAUGUAAAAUAGCGUCACUCUUCCAACUUCCUUUUUCAGCUUUCUCCCACUUCCAGUUUCAGCAAUAUUUGCUUUCAAAGGCUCAGAUUUAAUUCUAUAGGAUCCAGCAUUGACUCAGAUCCCUUGGAAAUGGAAAGUGUGCGUGUGUGUCCUUUCUCUGUCUCAAAGUGGGGGAGUGGAGAGAUACACACUCAAAAUUUCCAACGUGUCCACAGACCUAAAAAAAAAAAAGAAGUGGCAACCCCUCUUCUAUGGCACACUUCUGUCAUCUGAAGUAAUCUUAAAUGUUUUCCUUCUCUUUAUCCCCAGACGCUGCCUUUCCUUCAAACCACUUCACGAACAAAGGGAACACGAGAGGCUCAGGAACUAAGACUAAAAGAUCAGACAGCGAUUCUUCCGCAAAGGCGCCCACUACCAAGAGGCCACGGACUUGCGGGAUUUGCCACCAACCUGGCCAUACCAGGAAGACAUGUCCACAGAAUCACUGAAGCAGCCCAGCCCCCAGAAUCUGACCCAGGACAUCCCUUCUGAAGGAUGAGGGACGAGAGGGAACUCUUACAAUGCAACGAGGAAGUGUUUGCCUAGAAUAUUGGAAGCCUACUUGCAAGCAUGGUUCCUUUUGUGGCCAGGCCUUCACAUUCUUCCACUGCUGGUGGAAGGUCAGGUCUGCUUUCUGUGAGCCAGGCCUAGCACAGGCCUUUGCUCUCUUAGCUGUAAUGCAUUCAAGAGUCAGACAAUUUUGAGGCAGUAGGAAGUCUUCCCACUAACCCCUCUUUAUGCAGCAGCCUACAGAUCUCCCUUACCUUUCAAUAAGGCUUCCCCACCACCACCACCUGAACAGUAGAAAGCACAAGAGACUUUUCUUUCCUGUCAGUUAUUCUAUAAUCCAUAUAUUCUUUGGAAGGAGCAAACUCUUCUUUACAGAUCUGUGAGCAGAAUUCUUGUGAAGGCAAAAAUAAUUCACCUGAAGUGCCUGUUUCUUUCCAGUGACACACACUGGCUUGAAGAGGUGUGCGGUCUUGAGACCUUGUGCCAAACGCACCCUCAAGAAGAGAUGUCAAACAAGACUACAGAGCGUAGCUCUACUGUUUUUUGGGGUGCAGGCUGCGGCUGUGUUUUACGAACCCUCAUCUUACUUUUUCAUGGGUCUUGAACUAUGUGUGUUGCUUUUCCAAAGCAAUAGCCACCAGUACAAAGGUUUUGUGACUGAAAGAGCUGUAGAGCCUGCUUUUCUUCCCUAGAAAAUGUUAAAGGUCAGUGGACUAACAAUGGUGGAGAACCAUUGUUUACUGAACACCACUAGGUACGCCACAUGCAUUCCAGGAAGUCCUUUACUUCUUCCAAACGAGGACAGCAAGCCUCAGCACCUUAUAUAAGAGGAAGGAGGAUAUGGGAUGUAGGCAACAUCUCUCCAACUCACUUUGUUGUCUGGUAAAUGUUCUGAUUAAAAGCAAGCUGCUGCCUGAUUACAAACUGGUUUGGGUAAUAUAUGGGCUUUAAAUAUAUAUAUAUUAGCUUAAGACAUGUGGUGUGUGAUGUUUUGGUAUUGUGCCUCGUCUUACAACCAACAGCCAGUGUAUCACAUAUUGCACAGUGAAAGAUGGUGUCGAAUUCGUCACCUCGCCAGGGAAGGAAGAGUGAGGCACAUAGUUAUGGCGGGAACCACCGAGACUAGCUUCUGUGUCUCUAUUGAAAUGCUGCCUGCUUACUUUCAAGCCUUUACUCUGAAAGUGCAAAGCUCCCCCUUUUCUCUCUUUCCCUUUUGGGCUGUGAAGGUUGCUUCCUUCCCUUUUGCUUCAAGAGAGCAGGGCCUGCAGAUCAGCC